UUGUGAUUUGAAAUUUAUUCAGCCUUGGGCUAACCGUCGCCCGCGUACAACGUGUCCUACAUGUUCGCCCCGAACGGAAAUUUCGCGCCAAAGUUUACAUUCAGGAUUGGAAAAUGAGAUUAUGUUUUGAAGUGCAUCAAGUUUGAAAGUGUGGAAACUGCUCGUUCUAGUCAAUUAAACUGAUUAAAGUGUAUCGGCCUACAGAAGUGUAAACGUUUACUUUGUGUGUGCGAUGCAUAACAGUUAAGUUGGAGUUAAGCACUUAUUAAAACUGUGCAUGAUGGGCGCAUAAGAUUUGUUUCCCAGUGUAUAAUUGAUAGAAAGUAUUCGGACUGCCAACAUGGGGACCAAUCGGCUGCUUUCACCAUUUACUUUGCUGCUGAUUUGUACAGCGUGGUGCUCGGUGCGGGCUGAAGAUGAGCAGCACGACGCUCGGGAAGGCGAUGACGUCACGAUGCAGUGCCGCUUCGCCCUGGAGCCGCUCGCCGGCGAGUCCCUCACCUACUACUGGGUGAGGAGCACCGCCAGCGGCCACGACAACGUCGCCAUCGGCAACAUACCGCUCGAGACUAAUUACCAGAUCUCGUACGCGCCGACGGAGGGUCGCUUCGACCUGAUGGUGUCGAAUGUAUCGUACGAGCGGGACAACGGGCGGUUCGAGUGCCGGGUGAAGGCGGGAGGGUCGGGGCGCACGCUGCACGCGCAGGGCCACGCGCUCACCGUGCUGACGAGCCCGCGCGCGCCCGUGCUCUCCCCGGGCUCGCACGCGCAGUCGCAGGAGGGCAGGGAACUCAACCUCUCCUGCUCGUCCUCUGGAGGCUCGCCCGAACCCACCAUCAAGUGGUACCGUGAGGGUUCGACCUACCCCUUGGAUGCGACGAUAGCGCACGCCAAGACCCGGUCAGAGCCGACCGUGGCGACGCUGACGCUGAUGCCGACCAGGGAAGAUGACGGCGCCGUAUUCCGCUGUGUGGUGUGGAACCGCGCCAUGUCCGAAGGCCAACAGCUCGAUGCCUCCGUCGAUCUCAGCGUCAAUUAUUUUCCUCGGGUGGAAGUUGCUCCUGAAAAUCCUUUGCGAGUAGAAAUAGACGGAGUUGCGACCAUGGAAUGCAAAGUAGAUGCGAAGCCUAAAGUGAGCACUGUAAGAUGGACUCGAGACGGCAAAUACAUUUCAAAUUCUUUCACACACACAAUUCAAGGAGUUACAGUACAGGACGCGGGGAAAUAUACGUGCAGUGCUGACAACGGCUUGGGCCGGCCUGGAGAGAAAGAAAUGUACCUAGAUGUACUUUUCCCUCCUAGUGUUACAGUUGAGUCCAAGACUUAUGAAGCAGAGGAAGGUGGAAAUGUUGAAAUUAGAUGUGAAGUCUCUGCUAACCCUGAACCAACGUCUAUUGAAUGGACGAUGGAAGGGAAACCUGAGUUCCAUCAGAGUGGUAACACUCUCACUUUAUCGAGAGUAAAUGCCGAUAUGGCUGGAACUUAUGUUUGCAAAGCUGUAAAUGUCAUAUCAUCCACUAAUGGAAAACGUACUGAGCGCUCGAACAGUGCAUCUGUGGCUGUGCUUGUGCGACACAAGCCCGGUCGUGCGUACAUAAGCCCUGACAGGCCAGUCGCCCAAGAAGGUGCCGGAGUCACUCUUACCUGCAGCGCGAAGCCACCUGGCUGGCCCGCGCCGCAAUACAGGUGGUUCCGAGACAUGGACACAAGUCCGGAUGUAAAGCCUGCAGUGCUAGCGACAGGGAAUCAAUAUUCUAUACCUAGUGCACACCUUGGAAGUGAAGGUGUUUACCAUUGUCAGGCUACAAACGAAUUAGGUCACGGCGAGCUCGCUUCUGUCACACUAGAAGUUCAUCAGCCGCCUCGUUUCCAAACCAAAUUGCAAACACACAUGACGAAACGCUCGGGAGAGCAAGACUUCACGGUCACUUGCAGCGCACUCGGCAAACCGCGACCGAAUGUUAAAUGGUUCAAAGACAAUACGGAGAUUAAAGCUGAUACUAAUUUGUACGAAGUCAAAACUGAUAUAACCGAGAGCAGAAAUGCCGUUUACACUGUUCAAAGCACCCUUAAAUUUAACGGCAAGGCGAGGCCGAAUACUAAUGACCUGUUGCCCGACGAUAGAGGUAUUUAUUCCUGCGCUUUCGAGAACGAGGUCAAAAAAGUCGAGUCUACGAUGCAUCUUCGAAUAGAACACGAACCCAUAUCUAUUCGGCAACAUAAUAAAGUCGCCUACGAUGUUAUGGAAACUGCUGAAAUAUUAUGUAUAGUCCAAGCCUACCCCAAACCAGAGUUCCAAUGGUUUUAUGGGUCGAACACUGCCCCACUGCAGAUGUCUUCAGACGGCCACUACGAAAUAAAUACAACAACAGACAACAACGACUCAUACCGCAGCGUUCUUAAAAUAAAGACCGUAAAGCCUCAAGACUACGGGGAAUAUUACUGUAAAGUGAAGAACUCGCUAGGGAGCAUACGCCCUCAGAUAAAGUUACAGCCGAAAGGCGCUCCGGAGUCGCCUCGUUUGUUAGAGAGUCAGAAAGUGGGUCCGACGUACGUGACAUUGAAAUGGGAGUCUGGGUUUGACGGUGGGCUGUCGAGCACGAAGUACUUCGUGCGUUACCGGCGCGUGUCGCUGCGCGGGCCCGGCUCGUCGGCCAGCGCCGAGCACUGCGCCUCGGACCGCACCUCCGAGUUCGACUGGAUGGAGUACGACUGCGGCCGCAUCAACCCCUGCAACGUCACCCGCCUCGACCAGCACAACACAUACUCCUUCAAGCAACUCACAUUUGUUUUCAAGGUGAAAGCGGUGAAUACAAAGGGGCAGAGUAAUUACUCGAAUGAGAUCACGGUGACGACGAAGGUGGAUAAGAUCAACCCGCCGGAGCAGGUGACGUACGACCCGAGCUCGCAGGCCAUCGCCUUCACCGUCACUCCCACGUGUCUGUCCCUGGUCGGCGUCGUCGAGGGACUCGCCACUAUGGGAAGUACAUCGGGAUGGCAGGUGGUAGAUACGGUGACGCUUCAUCUGUCUGGGGCCGUGGCUACGGUACAAGAGGCCACUGUGGAACUGCCCAGCAAGACUCGCACAUCGACCCGCCACGUGACGGACCAACCACUGGACGACUUCAACCCUCGCAUACGCCUCAAGCUUUGCCUUCAAGUCAAUCAAGACGUUUGCAGCGAAUACACCGAAGCCGAGAUUGGAACAUCAUAUAUCAAAGAGACAUCAGCUCGCACCACGGCCGCCAUUGUGGGAAUAUUCGUCACUACUGUAGUAGUCCUGCUGUUUGUCGGACUAUUGCUACUCAUCUACCAGUGCAGACGCAGGCCCAACAAGAAAGACAGAUCCAAAGACUACGAAAUGGACUCGAUGCGACCAGCUAAGGUGACGCCACAGAACCAAGCGCCGCCGCCUUAUUACCCUAGCUCGGGCAUGGAGAACAAAGCUCUCGAACAUUCCAUGGAUAUGGCGCUAUCUAUGGAUGACUCCAAAACUGCGGUGUACGCAACACAAGGAGGCUACUCGUAUCACGUGCCUCCACACACGCAACCUCAUCCCGGACAACCGAUGCCGAAUUCCGAUUGGGUAAACAUGGGCUUCAUAGAGAACAGCUACACGAACAGUAACAACGGGGGCAGCGUGAACUCGCAGGACUCGUUGUGGCAGAUGAAGAUGGCGGCGGCGAACAACGCGGCGACUCUGCCCGCGCACCAGGUGCUGGACCGGCAGAGCAACUACGACUACGACCCGAUCUCACACGCGGGCUACCGCAACAUCGACGACUACGCGCACUACUCGCACCUGCCGCACGCCAGCCAGCCGGCCGCGCCCAGCGACUACGACAUGCGAGCCGCGCAGAACCCCUCCCGCCAGGAGUACUGCUCCGAUCCCUACGCCUCCGUGCACAAACCCAAGAAACGCAUGGAUCAACAUAUCGAGUCGCCGUACCAUGAGGUGAGCGGUCUGCCGGAGUACGGCAUGCGCGGCGGCGCGGAGGAGGGCGGCGCGGAGGAGAAGCCGCUGCACAUGUCGCUGGGCUACGACGAGUCGCUGGAGUCGGGCUACUCCACGCCCAACUCGCGCGCGCGCCGCGUCAUCCGCGAGAUCAUCGUAUGAACACGGCUGUAAGCUGGCCGCGCGCCGCCCGGCCGCGCUCGGCCGCGCUCGUGUCGCGUCGCGCCCCGAGUCCGCCCCUGACUUCCCUUCACUUGUUGCCCCCAUCUGCAGGCUCAACAUAAACUCUCAUUGCCAGUCAGUUCGAGAGCUGUUACUGCGUGAAACUCGUAUUGUAUGUGAAGUUGGCGGUCAUGCAUCGGAAUGGAUUUUGCACAGCUGGUGCCCUACAAAUGAUAACAAGAUAAGUGUAGCUAGUGCGUGAGAACAGUAAUUCUGUUGUGAUAAGUCGAGUAAAAUAUUUUUAUACAGGGAAGGAAAAUUGAACUAGAUUAAGCCAGCCAGUGUGACGGACUUACAAACUUCGCGAGUGCCGUGAAACUAAAAGUGUUAUUAUUAUAUCGUAAAACGGAAAUCAAAUUACGUUUUCACAGGUGAUUAACUGAAUCUUUUUUUUUAGAUUUAAUUGUCAUCAUAAACGAUAGACAAUAAAUCUUGAAGUCGAUAUAAAGCUAUGAUUCCUUUUGGGGCAUUUAUGUUAUCUAUAUGCAAUCCGGUAUAAAAUGAAACCCCAGAUGGUUAUAUUCCAUUUUUUUUCUCAAAUAUUAUAAUGAGAAAGAAUUGGAUUUACUAUUCUUGUAUAUCUUUUUUAUAAGUUUCAUCAAGAGGUACUGUUAAAUAAUACAAAGGUAUUUAAGAUAAGGAAGUUGCCAUAAAAUCGCUUAGUUCUUAAAUUAAAAUACCUUUCUAUCGCGAAGAACUGGUACAAAAGCGAUAGAACGUAUUAAGUAAGCUCUUUUUCUUAUAUAAGUAAAAUCUAUUUUGCCUUCGUCCUUCAUAUAAAUUUCGAAACUAUAAAGGUUUCGUACGAUAACGAAUGAUAUGUGAUCUCCAUAGCUCAUAUUUUGUAAAUGUGGUUUAUAAUUGACUUAUGCAAGUAUGGUGCGAGUGGUGUAAAUAAAUCAUCGAAGUGUAGAAGUAUAGUGAUCAUUAUCGACAUUGUCAAUUGUGAUGCUAGAGUGUAUGGAACGUUCGUAGAGUUUACGAGCACUGAAGUAAUGGAGCCUUCAUUUGGCCUGACAGAGAUCGCGCUCGCUAUUCAUUUGUUCCGGAACAUUCCCAUUCUGAUUUUGUCAAUGACCCCGCCGUUCAUUUCAAUUUCGACGAAUUUGGAACCACUAACAUUUGUGCUAUACAUCCAGCUCUAUUCGAAUAAAAUUAAUAACGGAAUAAGCUAUACAAAUCCACAGUAUUAAUAUACCAACAACAUUUUAAGAGAACUCAUUAUUGGACAAGAAAUUAUGUGCUGAUUUAAAUCUCCAAGCAAUAUUCUGAGCCAAAUAAUCUUGUCGAUGUCCCGAAAUUCCUGGUAACGCGGCCUUAAGACGUGAUCUGGUAAUGGCGUAAAUUCUGUAUGAAUUGCAAUGAUGGCACAAGAUUACGGCUCCCCCGGAACAUUGUUUAGCAACGGCAGUAAUUACAUUUUAUUCUAUAUUAAAAUGUGUUUGCAGAAAAAUAAUUAAGUUUUCCAUCGCAGUUUCAUUCAAAGUAAGUUAGAACGUUGAAGCACACAAAACAAAUUAUAACCGUAGGAUCUUUUGCAGACACACGAGUCAAAUCAUUUUGCGCAAAUAUUAGUUUGCCAUUACGCUUUUGUUGCGUGAUCUUAUGUCAUGUCACUUGGUAAUUUCUAGUCUCUUAAACUCUAUUAUGUUUGAAAGGAAUUCAAACGGCAUUCAUCACAAUGCAUUAUUGGAAUAUUGAGGAGUUCAGAUCUUUAAUAGAAUAAGAUUAAUUAUGAGAAUGAUGUUAUUGGUUUCACAAAUAUUAUGAUAAGAUAAAUAUUGGUUAACUGUAAAUAUACACCCGUGUUAUGUCAAUGUUUGUUCUGGGAUGAUACUCUUGAUAUUAUUUUCUGAUAGUGAUGGGUUCUUAGGGUUUGUUUAAGGGCUCAGAUCUACGCGUAAUGAUCUAGAUGUAUGGAAUAACAACAUGUUUUGGCUGCAGCCAGGGGCGUAGUGAGGGUUUCGUUCAGACAAUGCACUGCGGUGUAUUGAUUUCUAUCACAAGUGUCUUCGGGUUGCCUAGGGUUGAGGACCUCGAAGCCAAAUCUCCUCAUUCCUAGAUAACCUCUUUGUGCGCCAUGCCCGUGGUUACAGCCCUCGACAAAAGACUGUCAAACUAGAAUUCGGGGACAUGUCUGUGUAAUAUUUCACAUAGUAUGUACGUGGCACAUUUAUGUCCUUUAAUGUAUUACCUGAUUCAAAGUAUACAUUGCAGGACGUGAAUUUUAAUGUCGCAUUCGCAUUCUUUUACAAGCAUACUUAUUUUUUGUACAUCUUUAGUAAACGGUGUUUUU
Messenger RNA from Helicoverpa armigera (cotton bollworm), 6473 nucleotides. RefSeq names its product hemicentin-2 (gene ed). Gene Ontology annotation, cellular component: cell-cell junction; plasma membrane. The coding region runs from base 341 to 4117 and encodes 1258 amino acids. Gene Ontology annotation, biological process: cell-cell adhesion. Gene Ontology annotation, molecular function: cell adhesion molecule binding. The record is from RefSeq and is a predicted model, not a curated record. Lineage: Eukaryota; Metazoa; Arthropoda; Insecta; Lepidoptera; Noctuidae. The transcript has 12 exons.